AUGGCCUACCUGGGAGCCCACUUUGCCUUCAGAUCCCCCAGGCAGAAGACCAAUGAUGAGCUCUGUCAGCAUAGCAUGUCCUUUAUUCUUCAGAAAGCUAUUUGCAAUGACUUCUUUCAGAGCUAUCUCUACCUGCUGGAAAAUAUUCCCCUGGUGAAAUUGUAUGCUUUAACAAGUCAAGUCAUCAAUGGUGAGAUGCAGUUCUAUGCCAGAGCUAAACUCUUCUACCAAGAAGUACCAGCUACAGAAGAGGGUAUGAUGGGAAAUUUCACCGAACUGUCCAACCCAGAUAUCCAGGCCUCUCGGGAAUUUCUUAGGAAAUUUGUUGGGGGACCUGGGAGAGCUGGGACAGACUGUGCCCUGGAUUGCAGCUCUGGGAUAGGAAGGGUCAGCAAGCAUGUCCUGUUGCUGGUUUUCAACACUGUGGAACUGGUGGACAUGAUGGAAUCGUUCCUCCUCGAGGCACAGAACUACCUGCAGGUCAGAGGGGACAAGGUAGAAAGCUACCACUGCUCCAGUCUGAAGGAAUUCACACCCCCACUGGGGAGAUACGAUGUCAUCUGGAUUCAGUGGGUCUCUGGGUACCUGACCAUUAAAGACCUUCUUGCAUUUCUUUCCCGGUGCCAAGAUGGCCUGAAAGAAAACGGCAUCAUCAUACUGAAGGACAGUGUGGCUCAGGAGGGCUGCAUCUUCCAUCUUUCUGACUCUUCCAUCUGUGUGACUUGGGAUAUGGACAUCCUCCAGAGCCUCAUUAGGAAGAGUGGGCUGGUGGUGCUGGGCCAGGAGAAGCAGGACGGCUUUCCAGAGUAGUGCAUCCCAGUGUGGAUGUUUGCACUGCAUAGCAAUGGACACUCCUGA
Molecule: messenger RNA, 858 nt
Organism: Lipotes vexillifer (Yangtze River dolphin)
Lineage: Eukaryota; Metazoa; Chordata; Mammalia; Artiodactyla; Lipotidae
Gene: NTMT2
Product: N-terminal Xaa-Pro-Lys N-methyltransferase 2
Biological process (GO): N-terminal protein amino acid methylation
Cellular component (GO): cytoplasm
Molecular function (GO): N-terminal protein N-methyltransferase activity
Source: RefSeq, a predicted model, not a curated record